Lineus longissimus is the source of this 2344-nucleotide messenger RNA. RefSeq lists its product as uncharacterized. Gene Ontology annotation, molecular function: nucleic acid binding; 3'-5' exonuclease activity. Gene Ontology annotation, cellular component: nucleus. Bases 147 to 2270 code for a protein of 707 amino acids. The record is from RefSeq and is a predicted model, not a curated record. The transcript is spliced from 5 exons. NCBI's taxonomy places the organism in Eukaryota, Metazoa, Nemertea, Pilidiophora, Heteronemertea, Lineidae. Gene Ontology annotation, biological process: rRNA processing.
GUUUAGAGGCUAUAUUUGAAUUUGUGAGAAAAGCAGCGUUAAAAAUCCUAUUUCUUAAAAAUUGAAGCUAGAAUAACUGAAUUUUAGCCUCUAGCUGGAAGACCAAUAGGCUAGGUCAAGGCGCUGCCUGGCUUGGUGAGGACGUCAUGGAUGGAAUGGACUCAAAAGACAAUGAGAAGUCUACCGUUAAUAAGCUCAUGUCGGCAGGAUUCACAAUUGAUGAUGAACAGCUCAAAAAGUUUCGAUCAGAAAUCACAGGGCUAAAAGAAAACAAUGAAAUGUCACUAGAGACUCAAAAUAUUUCUGUGGCAAAACCGUCAAAUAGUCUUUUAUACCAGGAAAGAUGUGACUCUCCUUCACUUGAUCCAAAAUGGCAGAGUUUCUUGAGUGAUGUUUUCAAUCGCCCCGAUAAUGAACAGUUGACACGGAAAAGAAAAUCAAGUCCCACUCCCCCAACAUCACCAGAUCCAAAGAAGAAGUUGACCAGGGUUCAGAAACGGAGGCUGCGGAAAAAAAACAGCAGAUUAGAAAGACUUAAGAAUGCAAAAGAUAAGCUUGAUAGAUGUUCUGGCGUUUCAGAUGGUGCUAGGCGUGAAACUUCUGCCUGUCCCUCUGCAGGUCCAAGUAACAGGGUGUCGCAAAAAGAUUGUGCGGACUCCAGGAAUAAUUCUCUUCAAAAUACAACUGGUAAAUAUCUACAUGCAGACAGGUGCGUGUCUGGGACAAAUGGUUUGUCAGGUCACUUAAAAUCAGGUACUUCGGAGUACUCGACAGAGUUGGUUGCUACACCCAGUUGUUCAUCGGGUUCGAAUCAAAAACAUGGUGUGAAGCGACCAUCUUCGAGCAUUGGUUGCACAACUGACCAAUCUGGAGGUGUUCAGUCCAAAAACAAUUGUGGAUGUGAUUUUGGGUCAGGAGAUGAUGGGACACAUGAUGUUGACAAAGGAGCUAAAACUUUACAUAAAAGUGAUGGAAAGAGAAUGAAGUUGGAUUCAGUUUUGGGGUCUGCGGACGACACUAGUGGAAUUUUUGUCUCUGAAUCAGAAGAGGAGGAGGUUCUUGUGAUUUAUGAUUCUGGGUUGACAAGGUCUGAAAUUGUUGAAAUUGUGCAGGAGAAAUUUGGGCAGGACAUACAAAUAGAGACUGGUUCUGACUCGGAGAAAGGGACAGAUCGUACUGGUAUUAAAAUUCUGGAUAAGAUGCACGAUCGGGUUCCAGAAAGUUCUGAAAAUGUGUCAGAUGACUCUGAUUGCAAGGUUCUAACCUCCAAUGGAAUGGCCAAGCCAGUUUCAUCUGUGUCAGAUUCAGAGUUGGUUUGUGAUUUAAUCAUUUCAUCCAAAGGUGUGAUAAAAAAGGCAGCUACACCUGGUAAGAAGUCUACGUCAGUGUCUCCUGAUAGAACUCCAUGUACCAGUGCUGUGUCGUCAUCUGUUCCUAGUAGUUCUGGUGUGUGGGCAUCGAAGGAAAAUUACACUGAGGCAUCAUCAAGCAAGUGUACUAAAGUCUCAUAUGAGUCAAGUCAGUCUAUUCAAGGUGGAAAGACUGAGAACCCCCUUGGAGAAAAGCCUUCAACUUCUGGGAAGAGCUCUAGUCAAGAUAAUGAGUGUUCGUCUACACGACAGACGAUUGUCCAGAGUUGUAGAGGCCUGAAGCGUACGAUAGAGGAGCUGGAGAGUAAGCGACCCCGUCCUGAGCAGUAUGUUGCCUUAGAUUGCGAGUUUGUUGGAGUUGGGGAAAAAGGUCGGAAGAGUGCUUUAGGACGUGCCAGCAUUGUUAACUACUAUGGGAAAGUUGUGUUAGAUAUCUACAGCUGCCCAGAAGAACCAAUCACCGACUUCAGGACCCCUUGGAGUGGAAUACAUCCCUACCACAUGAAGAAUGCCGUGCCGUUUGAAAGUGCAAGGAGACGAAUAAAACAGAUUAUCGAGGGAAAAAUCAUCAUCGGUCAUGCGAUUCAUAACGAUCUUGAAGUCUUGAAAAUAGCACCAUCGCAGGAGAACAUCAGAGAUACAAUAACGUCUGCCAAACUUAAGGAAAUGAUGGGGUCAAACGAGACAAAGUGUAGUCUUAAGAAGAUGGCAAGAGCUUUGUUAGAUCGCUGGAUCCAAAAAGGUAGUCACUGCUCCGUGGAAGAUGCUCGAGCAUCACUGGAUCUGUUCAAGUUGAUUGAGCAAGACUGGGAUGGGCAGCUAAAGCAGACUAAGAGACGGAAGCGAGGAACAUCUGAGACCGAGUCAUAUUUGGAUGAUGCUUACUGGCUGUUUGAUUAAUAUAUAGUUACAUGUGUACAUGUACAUGUUGGUCCAAAGAAAGAUGAUUAAAAAUAUCCUUUUAUUGUAAGCAU